This is a messenger RNA of Prorocentrum cordatum, 495 nucleotides long. Lineage: Eukaryota; Dinophyceae; Prorocentrales; Prorocentraceae. The record is from the annotation of a GenBank genome assembly.
AUGGCCCUGCCGCGUCGACCGCGUCGGGGCAGCAGCGACCGCGGCAUGUUGGGCCCCGGUGCCUUGGCCCGACGCGUGAAGUGCGACGCGAGGGGGAGCGGUGCCCUGGUGGAGCCGGGGCGCGCAGCUGCUGCCGACGCCGACGGUUCGCCUGGUGCAGAGCACACACUGGCCUUGAGCGCUCGAGCAGCUGCCGAGGCCACACAAUGGCCUUCUGAGAUGCCGCAGUCGUCCUGGCUUCGGGGUGGGUGCGCUCAAAUCACAGACAACGCGGCCGUUGCGUUCGGCGCAGUGCAAGGUCGGAGAAAAGGUAGAUUCGUCUACGGCAUGUUUCGAGCCCCAGGGCCCGCCGGGCACCCCAUACCGCUGCCGCACCGAGGGUGUGGUGCGGCGCCUCGAGCGCCGUGCCCCGGCGGCGUCGCCGCCAGUGCUCGGAGCGCGGGGGGCGCCGGAGCCGCCGUGGAGAGGUGCAAAAGAGACCACGAUUUCGGCGGC